CUGUCCACAUCGGCAUUGUACUUCAUCUACUCCGCCCCCGGAAUCGUGAAUGAAUAUGUGUUCAUGGUCCAAGCGAGAGGCAUCCAGAUCAGAGAGAAUGUGAAGAACAUCGGGGCCCAGGUUCUGGAGCAAGUGGUGAGAGGGGCUUACAGCAUGAAUGGAACAGAUUAUUCAUAUGACUUCAACUUCAGCGAGAGCGAUACUCCUCCCACCACAUACCUCCCCGAGGGCUUCACAUACUUCCCAUCACAGGUUUGCCCUGAGAAGCUGCCUUCCAUGAAGGGCAAGUUGGAGGUAAACAUGAGCGAAGUGUCUCUGGAGGAGGUGGAAAGAUCCUUUCUGGAGCAACACCCUAGCAUUGCCUCAGGUGGCCGCUGGAAGCCCAACGACUGUUUACCUCGCUGGAAGGUGGCAAUCCUAGUUCCGUUCAGGAACCGACAUGAACACUUACCCAUCCUCCUGAGACACCUGGUGCCCGUGCUGCAGAAGCAGAGACUCCAGUUUGCCUUCUAUGUCAUAGAGCAGGGGGGUACAGAACCAUUUAACCGAGCCAUGUUAUUUAACGUGGGCUACAAAGAGGCUAUGAAAGACCUGGACUGGGAUUGUCUCGUCUUCCAUGAUGUGGACCACCUGAUGGAGAAUGACAGGAACUACUACGGCUGUACAGACAUGCCACGACAUUUUGCGGUCAAACUCGACAAGUACUCCUACAUGCUUCCGUAUAAUGAGUUCUUUGGUGGUGUCAGUGGCCUGACAGUGAAGCAGUUCAAAAAGAUUAAUGGAUUUCCGAAUGCAUUCUGGGGCUGGGGAGGAGAGGACGAUGACCUCUGGAACAGGGUGCGGUUUGCCAAUUAUACAGUAAGUAGACCACACGGAGACCAGGGGCGCUACAUGUCAAUUCCACAUCACCAUCGCGGGGAAGUCCAGUUUUUGGGAAGGUAUAGUCUGCUUCGUCAUUCAAAGGAGAGGCAGAAAGUGGACGGUCUUAACAACCUGAACUACUCCCCCCUAAUCUCCAGAAGGCCUCUCUAUACCAACAUCACCGUCAGCUUGAGCAGAAAGCUUGCACCUGUAGUUGACUACUGAGGAGGGCAGAGCUGGACUGCAAAAGACCUGGAAAUCAAAGUCCCCCGGGACAUCAGCCAUAUCUCACCAGUUGCAGCACUGCUUAGGACUCUUAAGUUGACUUUUUUUUUUGGCGUUUUUUUUUCCUUUUGUUUGUUUGUUUCUUUGCGCGUUUGUUUGUAUGCAAAAAAAAAAAAAAAAGAAACAAAGAAAUGGAGACACAAUUGGUGUGCUUGAUAAAUCGUAAAAGAAAAUAGGGAAUAAUGCUGCACUUAUUUGUGCCACAGCUCAUCACUCUUCUCAUCUGGGCUUAUCUACACGUCAGUCUCCACAUGCCUUUUUGCACCAUUUUGGCCUUCAGCACCCAUUCAUUGAGUCGUCUUCAUUUCCCGUCCGAGCAUAGCACCGCCCUGAGUGUUAUCAAAAUAGGCCAUAACACACAUUCAAGUGCACACUCACGCCACAAAUGCACGGCCUACUCGAACUUGCAUGGUCCAGAGGCUUUGGUUUUGUUUUUUUUCCUUACCUUUCUAUUGCAUUUCUUUUUUUUUUUUUUUUUCUCUCAAAUGCAGUAAACCUGUGAAGACAUUUGCAUGCACACACACACACACACACCAACUUCAACUGAGUGGACUCAUGCAGCUGGUUCUGCAUUAGGUAUGCCAAAUCUACAAGUGGAGAUAGUAAGACAAGAUUAUAUAUUGUAUGUGAAAUAGUUUAUUCUAAGUUCAGAGAAUAUGAAUUAAUCAUCUCUUUAUCUGUGUUUUGUCCUUUGAACAUACCAUUCAAAGACUGUGAUGUUUGUGUUUGCGUAGUUGCAUUGAAUGUUCUGGCUGCCUGCAAGUGGCUGUAUGUUGGAGUGCAAUGCUCAUCCUGUUAGCAAUAAGCUGUGAUAUCAGACAGCAGAAAUUAGUCCUGACUUCCUUACUGUACAGAUGCAAUAGCAUGGGUGCUAGCAUACCCUUAUUGAACUAUAAAGAAGGAGUGAGUGCAUAUGCAAACUUCACAUUCAGCUCAACUUUGCGUAAGCAAACAUGCCACCUGAGACAGAACCCAUGCGCGUCUACGUGCGUGUCUGUGUGCGAGUGAAGGUGAGCUAUGCAAAUGGCCUGCAUGCACUUUGUCAUCAGUGCAGGGUUAUCUGGGUGACUCGCAGGAGACGUAGUCUCUGACGGACCUCACUCGGUGUGCAGCGCGCGAAUCCAGGCCAGGGAGAGGAAAGUAGUUGCAGGUGUAUUUUUAGAUCCCGCGUCCUUAAUGUUUACUCACCUUCAUUUUUGCAGACGAGAUCUGGAGGUAGAGAAUACUUGAUUGCUGUCACUGUCACUGGUGUUUACAGAAGCUUUUGCUUUAUUUUUCAGAUUGUCUGGUGUUUGUAAAACUGUUAACCAGCCCUUUUCCACACAGGGUGCUGUGAAAAUUCAGUCUCUUCAACCAAGCUUUGGCUGCCUUUGUCCUCUCUCUCUUUUUUUUUUCUUUCUUUUUUUAAACUGACGCUUCUUUGCUGGCAUAAACAAAAGCAGGUCUGAAUGCUUAAAUACGUCAGGUGAUAACCACUGAUUAGCUUUGUGAACAUGUCGCCAAACUUUGGCCGGUCAGUUUCUUUGUGUAAAUGAAACUUUGAUGUGUUGAUUUGUGUAGAUUUUCUGUUGUUGUUAUUGUUGUUGUUCUUUUUUUUUUUUCAAAUCUAAGUGGCAUGCAGCCUAACACUGCAUUGAUAAAGACCAACAGGCCUCUGGUCAUACACAGCAGCUCCUCUCUUACUUGUGUUUGACAGUGUUGAAUUUUGAGUCCGAUAUCCCGAUACUGUAUAUGUAGAUCCUUUUUGAAAAAUCAUACAGACAUACUCUCCUCACUGUCUGUCCUCUAGUCAUGCAGCUACUUCAUUUCACACAAAUCGCCUUGUAUGCAUUUCUUAAGAUGUAUCUCUCGGGAGACAUGGGUAGUUGACAAACUGUUGUGUUCCCACAAAGAAAUAAGAAGAAACGAGGCUGGACCUCUCUAUUUAUUUGACAGAUUGAUUUCCUUAAUUUUCCAGUUUUUAUUUUUCUUGAAGUUGAUGUGAUGAUUUAGAAAGUGACAUAUGGCAGACUGCGUUAGAUGCACUGAAACAUUGUUGUGUGUAUUUGUGUGGGGUAGUGUGGUUCGGGUCUGUGUGAACGGGGCGGUUCCAGUUCAUUGGAUGCAGUGACACAAAUAGCUGGCUGUAAUGAAUUGGAAUGGCACCUGUACUGUACCCUGGUGUUAUUAAUCUUCUGAGCAGACACGUUGGAGGGGGGCCAUUUUGUGUGACAACCACAGGAAGAGAAAGACACAGAGUUUUAAAAAAAGAAAAAGAACAAAAUUGCUAGUGGCCACUUUCCUUCACUGGUCACCUCCAUUAUGCUAACUGAUAAUCAGUGGUGCUGACCUUCCAAAGCUCCCUCUGAGGGACCCACUCCACAUGCUUACUGGAGCCGAUUUUUAACGUAACAGAGGCCGAUGCCCGCAGGCGAAACAUCUUUCUGACUUUUACGGCUGUUUAACUAGUGUUUUUGUUGUUUAUCCAUCAAACUGAGUUCAUGUUUAAUGUUACAACAUCCAUAGAUUUGUAAACCUGCUGCCUUUUCACCCAGCCAGGUAAAACUAGUCCAUCUGUAUGUGGAUCUGUAGCUCCAGGUCACUGCCUCAAGCAGAAGCAUGUGUUUACCUCCUAGCUGGUCAAUUGGGAGGUGCCCAGUGGAAGAAACCCACGUUAGCAGAAUUUGUGUUAAGUUUUCUUUUCCAUGUGUGUUUGAGUGAAAUGGCUUAGCCACUCAUAGCUCUAACCAUCCUCCAUAACAAUGUUCUAGUUUUUUGUAUUUUGUUUACCAGCACUGAUGAAACACAGGUUCUUCUUCUGGUUUUUGACACUCACAGAUACACACUGUAUAUUGACUUAGAAAAAGAAAAAAAUGCCAUUGCUUUAAAUUAAAAGCUAGAUGGACACAUAGCAAAAGCCAUUUGCUUUUAGUAUGAAUGUUCAGGUGAAGAUUUGGACUGUGAGCGACCCCUUGAUAAAAGAGUUCCUCUGGAUGAUCGAAAUACUUUUAGAGUUGGCGCUAGGCUCAAUAUUUCUCAGUAAACAAUCAGUAGCCUCAUCAGUCCACCCCACAUUUAAAAGAUACUCUUCUUUUUUUGUAACUAAUAGAAAGCUUUGGCCUCUAGAUAACUAACAUGGGUGAAUCUGUCAGUGCAUUUCUGAUUUUUUCUUCUGUUAAAGAAACAAACCAUUUGAUUGAUAAACUGGCAGGUCUUGCUCCUAUUUUGCAUACAUGUUUAUGUAUGUAUGUAUACAUACAUGCAUAUAAAAUUUAAAAUAUGACGCAUGGUCUCAUCAGACCUUUACCGCUGCUCACUAAAGAGGCUUCAUUGUAUCAAAAUUCUGCCUGUCCCGAUCCGUUCUGUGCCAGUUUAAAUGAAGGGACCAUUUUUUUGGGCAUCUGACAAAACUGGCAGCCUUAAAGCUCCUUAUUUAUUGCAGUGUUUUACUUUUUUCACUCAAGUUUUUAUUUUUUUUAUAAGCAAAAAUAUUUAAAUUGAAAAAAAGUGCAUAUCAAGAAAAUGAUCAUUGUAAAUAUUGAUGUUGUGAGUAGUGCUUUAGAAGUUCUAUAAGGUCUGAAAUCACUACAGAUGCUAGCAUAAAGAACAAGGCUUUGGGAUGGGGUUGUUUCUGGGUUUAUCUGGUGCCAUUUAAGUGCUCGCGGAGCUUACACAAUGACAUCAAUGUUUUUACAUCAUUGCUUCCAAGCACAAACCUGGUUUGGUUUUUGUUUUUUUUGUUUCUUUUGUCUUUUCUCUUACAAAAAAAAAACAUUGUUAUCAAAGUGAAUUUUAGAAUCAUCUCAUGAUCUCAAAGGUUUUGUGCAUUUUCAGAUCCCUCCCCGCCCCUGUAUUUAAAAUGCUGUGGCAGUAGGAGGAACGAAUGAUAGCUGAUGAAGUUUAGUGUCCUUCUUUCUGCAUGCAAUGUCUUUUCAAGCGUAACAGUAAUUGGGGUGUGGUGGAGGUCAAGAGAAACUAACGCAAGAUAGCAGUUUCUCAGCCAAAAAAAAGAGAAAGACAAAAUACUCCAAGUCAACACAGGCGCCUAAACCAGCGACACUAUUCACUCCAAAAAUCUACCAGAUAAUUUUUUUUGUAUGAAAGUUAAAUAUAGAAAAAGAUACAGAAACCUAAAUCUGAAAUAUUUCUUUGUGAUUGAAAGGAGGUAAUUGCUCCUUGAAUUGAAGCCAUUCAAAGCCACUUGUCAAAACUUGAUGUCAGCCUUAUGUGGAUCUGUUAGUGUAUUGGCAUAUUAUCUUUUGAUUCUUGAAAUUUGUAUGAUGGAGAUUUUCUUUUAUACCAUCAUUGUUAUUGUCAGAGUACACCAAUAAAAA
Molecule: messenger RNA, 5459 nt
Organism: Menidia menidia (Atlantic silverside)
Lineage: Eukaryota; Metazoa; Chordata; Actinopteri; Atheriniformes; Atherinopsidae
Source: the annotation of a GenBank genome assembly